AUGUUUUUCUUAUUACUUUGUGUAAUUAUUCACUUACUUUCAAUUGUGUAAGCCAUAUCUUAAUUGUCACAUGCCUUAGAUAAUUGGUAAAUGAGAUUAUUUGGAUAGUUGUCCUCCAUCUAUGUGUAAGAGGAUAUAAUUUAUUAUCAUAAUACUUUGAACCAACAAGGAAAAAUCUUCAAAGCUACAGGUAGUUAAUAGAUCCACUUAAUUUGAUAGGCUAAGUUUAAUCGAGAAAUGAAUACAUAAUGUGUGAUUUUUUUAAUUAUGUCAAAUAUGAGUCAAACUAAAAAGUUGUACAUUUGUUUAAUAAUGGUUUUUAAAUACUGGCUCAAUUAGAAAUAACUGAAAAGAUUGAUUAUUGUAUGAUUGGAUUAAAUGGAGAGUUUAUCAUUAUUGCUGGUCAAACUAUUUUUUCAACAAUUGAUGAAAGACUUUUUUAAAAGUAAUAUAGUUUGAUUAUUAAAAAAGGAUAGAAAAUUAAAUUAUUUAUGCUGGAUAUAUUUUUGAAAUACCAAUCAUUGUCAUAUAGAAAAAAAACUAGAUUUGUGUUUUUUCUAUAAAAAAUUCCAUUACAGAAGAUUAUUGUGUUCAAAGUAAGAAGGCUGGCAAAGUUAUUGAAUUUGGAAAAACAUUAAUUUAUUAUGAUAAUUAUUUUGCCUAUCAUCUUAAGGAUAAAAAAGCAAAGGAAAUUAAUAUUGAUCUUAUUAGAAAAACCUGCUAAUUUUUAGGUUUCUCUGAAACUUUAGUCGUUCGAACUAAAACUAACAAGUAAAUCGUGGAUUUGCAAGGUUAGAUUGAAUAUCAAUUUCAUUCUAACUUACAUGUUGUUGAAAAUUCUGAGACUCAAAAAUACUACUUCUUGGUAAAGCAAGAGGAAAAUUAUCUUGUAAUUUAAAGUUUCGACAGAGAAUCCUAAAAAUUAACUCUUUAAACUAUUGAAUUAGCAAAUAUAUCUAAUAUCUUAAGUGCUUUUAUUAUCGAUUUAUCAUUGAAAUAAUUUUUAGUUUAGUAUUAAGAUUUAUAAACUGUAUUACUUGAAAAUGAUGCAAUUCUUUGGUAAACUGAAUAAUCUUUAAUCAGCAUAGAUAACAUAUUUUAUCAGAAAUAUGAAUAUGAAAAGUAAAAGUAUAAAAAUUCAUAUUAUGAAUCCCUAUAAUAGAAUGGGGUUAACAAUCCUUUUAUUGUGCAUCAAAAUGCAAUAUUAAGGGUAUUGAAUGAGAUUAAAGAUUUGAAAGAGAUGCUCAUAUAGUUUAUCAAUGGAUUUGAUAAUCAAAAUAUUAAGAGCAAUAUAUUGGAGUAAUCUUUUGGUCUCAAACAAUAAGUAUGUUUUUUGACAACUUAUAAUACACUAUUAUGUUAUGAUACUAAAGAACUUAAACUUUUACAAAAGUUGCACAUAAAUAAUCUCGAUUAAACAUAUAAAUUAGUGGCACUCCAUCAAAUAGAGUAUAAUUAUAUUUAUGAGCUUUUAGACUCAAUCAUGUAUAGAUUAAUGAUUAUAAAGGUGGAUCUAAGAAUCAUAUUCUAUUUUAUUAUUCAAAUCAACGAAUGAAACUUUAUACCUUUAUUCUAGAUUUGUCUCUUGGAUCAAUUUAAUAAGUAGGUUCAAGAAGAUGCAAAAAUAUCGUUUGGACCAUCCCGUACACAAUGGAAAAUGAAUCAAGUCAACACAUAAAUCUAAUCAUUUUGAUAGAUGAAGAGAAUAAAGUUUUUACUUAUCCUGAAAAUGAUAAUUACUUAAAUUCCAAAGAAAUCAUUCUCUAUAAAAAUGAUAAUGGUGUGUUGAUAGGAUAUAAAUUACAAGAUAAAUAAUUAGAAAAAAUAUGGACUCUAACUAUAAAAGAGAAAAUACUACUAAUAAGAUCAUCAUCACAAAUUGGUUAAGGGGAUCCUAAGGUUGCAAAUUGGGAUGAUGGAAAGGUGAUUUUUAAAUUAAUUGACUAUAAAAAUUUUGCAAUUCUCACUUCAGAGGAGGAUUCACUUAAAUUGUAAAUAGUAAAUGCUAAAAGUGGUAAAAUUCUAUUUUAAGGUGUCUAAAAUGAAGUGGAUCUCGAUUAAUACAUCAAUUUAGUUUUCGAUGAACAUUAGGUUUUUGUAACUUAUUAGAAUUAAGCUAAAAUGAUAUUUGAAAUAUGGACAGUAGAGAUAUAUCAUAUGAAAAUUGAGUGUUCAUUUAUAAAAAUGCUAGAGUAUUAUUAUUUCUCUUAAGAUCCAACAAAUAAACAUUAUUAUAAAAUAAAACACAAUGCUGUUUUCUUAUAGUAAGUAUAUGGAUUUCCUUUGGGGAUUAAAUUUCUAGGAAUAACGAGAACCAGAAAAUCUUUAACUAAGAAAAAUUUAUUGAUUAUCACUACCUUCAGUCAAUUGUAUUAAUUGGAUAGAAACCUUGUUUCUGCAAGAAGAAGAGAAAACUCAGAGUUAGAAAAUCCCUUUUGGUCAAAUGACUUGCCGCCUUAUUAGUAUGAGCUCCCUAUUAAUUUUAAAAGUAUGGUAACUCACGAUUAAACAGUAAUUUAUUUUGUAUUAAUCUAGUUCGAUUUCGAAAGAUUUUCAUUAGAACCUACAAAUUUAGAAUCCUCUGGCUUACUCUUAGUUUAUGGUUCUGAUGUAUUUUUCACAAUAAUAACUCCUGAUAAAGUAUAAGUAAUAAUUUAUUUUAGUCUUAUGAUAUGCUGCAGAACAACUUCAACUAUGAUGCGGUAAUAUUAACAACAGUAAUAAUAACAUUGGCAAUUUAAGUGUUAUAAAAAUUAAUAAAAUCUAGCAAUUAAGUAAAAUAAUUUAAAGUUAAUUGA
This is a messenger RNA of Paramecium octaurelia, 2798 nucleotides long. The record is from the annotation of a GenBank genome assembly. Lineage: Eukaryota; Ciliophora; Oligohymenophorea; Peniculida; Parameciidae.